AUGCACCCAAGGGCCCUGGCUGGCUUCCUCUUCUUCAGCUGGACGGCUUGUUGGUCCCUGCCCCUUCCCAGCGAUGGAGAUUCUGAAGACUUGUCCGAGGAAGACUUCCAGUUUGCAGAGAGCUACCUGAAAUCAUACUACUAUCCUCAGAAUCCUGCUGGAAUCCUGAAGAGAACUGCAGCAAGCUCUGUGAUUGACAGGCUUAAAGAAAUGCAGUCAUUUUUUGGCUUAGAGGUGACUGGCAGACUUGAUGAUAACACCUUAGACAUCAUGAAAAAACCAAGAUGUGGGGUCCCUGAUGUGGGUGAAUACAAUGUUUUUCCUCGAACUCUCAAGUGGUCCAAAAUGAACUUAACCUACAGAAUUGUGAAUUAUACACCUGAUCUGACUCAUUCUGAAGUGGAAAAGGCCUUCAGAAAAGCCUUCAAGGUGUGGUCUGAUGUGACACCUCUGAAUUUUACCAGAAUUCACAAUGGCACUGCUGAUAUCAUGAUCUCUUUUGGAACUAAAGAGCAUGGCGACUUCUACCCAUUUGAUGGACCCUCUGGUCUGUUGGCUCACGCUUUCCCUCCUGGACCAAAUUAUGGAGGAGAUGCUCACUUUGAUGAUGAUGAAACCUGGACAAGUAGUUCCAAAGGCUACAACUUGUUUCUUGUUGCUGCCCAUGAGUUUGGCCAUUCCUUAGGUCUGGACCACUCCAAGGACCCAGGAGCACUCAUGUUUCCCAUCUACACCUACACUGGCAAAAGCCACUUUAUGCUUCCUGAUGAUGAUGUCCAAGGGAUUCAGUCUCUCUACGGUCCAGGAGAUGAAGACUCCAACUCUAAACAUCCGAAAACGCCGGACAAAUGUGACCCUUCCUUAUCCCUUGAUGCCAUUACCAGUCUCCGUGGAGAAACACUGAUCUUUAAAGACAGAUUCUUCUGGCGGCUGCAUCCUCAGCAGGUUGAAGCAGAGCUGUUUUUAACAAAAUCGUUUUGGCCAGAACUUCCCAACCGUAUUGAUGCUGCCUAUGAGCACCCUUCCCAUGACCUUAUCUUCAUCUUUAGAGGCAGAAAAUUUUGGGCACUUAGUGGUUAUGAUAUUCUGGAAGAUUAUCCCAAAAAAAUAUCGGAAUUGGGAUUUCCAAAAGAUGUUAAAAAGAUCAGCGCAGCCCUUCACUUUGAGGAUUCAGGGAAGACACUCUUCUUCUCAGAAAACCAAGUCUGGAGCUAUGAUGACACUAACCAUGUGAUGGAUAAAGGCUAUCCCAGACUCGUUGAAGAGGUCUUCCCAGGAAUUGGUGAUAAAGUAGAUGCUGUCUACCAGAAAAAUGGUUAUAUCUAUUUUUUCAAUGGACCCAUACAGUUUGAAUACAGCAUCUGGAGUAACCGUAUUGUUCGAGUCAUGCCAACAAAUUCCUUAUUGUGGUGUUAA
Budorcas taxicolor (takin) is the source of this 1416-nucleotide messenger RNA. It is a transcript of the gene MMP13, whose product is annotated as matrix metallopeptidase 13. The record is from RefSeq and is a predicted model, not a curated record. The transcript is spliced from 10 exons. Gene Ontology annotation, molecular function: zinc ion binding; metalloendopeptidase activity. NCBI's taxonomy places the organism in Eukaryota, Metazoa, Chordata, Mammalia, Artiodactyla, Bovidae. Gene Ontology annotation, cellular component: extracellular matrix. Gene Ontology annotation, biological process: proteolysis; extracellular matrix organization; collagen catabolic process. Bases 1 to 1416 code for a protein of 471 amino acids.